CUGAUCGUGAUGAGUAUAAUAACAAUUAUAAUAGAAGCAGCGUGGUAAAUAAAAACCAAUCCAAAUCUGUAGAAGUUUUUUUGUGGAGGUCUGUUGUUGACCUGGGUCGGUAGUAAAAAUCAACUAAUAUUAUCUGUUUCUCCAACAUUUCCAGACAAUGCACAACUUGAGCCGCUUCAAAAUAAAAUAAUAAUAAACACAUUACAAACUGAUUGAAAUUGCACUCCGAAAUGGAUUACAAACUGAUACUACCCUAUAUUACACUGGUGUUGGUCAGCAGUUGUCGCUGUGCCUCACUUUUUGAUAUGACGACAACACCAACAAUUGCUCCAGUUCCAAUUACAACUCCUCAACCUCCCACGAAUCGAGAUAUCACCAUAGGACCUUGUAAAUGGGCCAUAGGUCGAAGUUGUCCCGAUCCGGAUAUCAAAUACUUUAUUUAUACACGUCACAAUUUAAUGGAUCGACAGAGUCUGCAGAUUGAUGACACAAUGGAAAAAUCAAAUCUUACCAAUUCAUAUUUUAACCCCCGACAUCCCACCAAGAUUCUUAUCCAUGGCUAUAACUCGGAUAUGUUCUUGAAUCCUCUUCAAAGAAUGAGAGAUGAAUACCUUGCUAAGGACGAUUACAAUAUCUUCUACGUGGACUGGAGCGUACUCUCCCCGGGUCCUUGUUACAUAAGUGCCGUGCACAACGUACGUCAAGCCGGAGCCUGCGCCGCUCAGUUGGUGGAGCGUCUGGUGGAGGCAGGCAAUACGGAUAUACACAUCAUUGGCUUCUCGCUGGGUGCCCAGGUGCCCAACUAUAUAGCGCGUGCUUUGAAAUCAUUUAAAAUACCACGAAUUACCGGUCUAGAUCCGGCAAUGCCACUGUUCAUUACGGCCGGAGUCAAUGAUAAACUGGAUCCGAGUGAUGCGGACUUUGUGGAUGUGAUUCAUACAAAUGCCUUGGUUCAGGGGAAGAUGGAGCGAUGUGGACAUGCGGAUUUCUAUAUGAACGGAGGCAUCUCACAGCCAGGGUGCACGGGAUGGAUGAAUUCAUUUGCCUGCAGUCACCAGCGUGCCACGGCGUAUUAUCUGGAGUCCAUACGCUCACCCAAGGGCUUCUGGGGAUGGGCCUGCAGUGGUUACAUCUCCUACCUGUUGGGCAUGUGUCCAGCAACCAAUUAUCUACUGGAAGCUGGCGACAAUACACGUCCCAGCACACGUGGCAUGUUCCUCAUCGACACAAAUGACACCUCACCCUAUGCCCUGGGCAAGUGGACGGAUCUACCCACGCUCGGAGUGAAGCAUCCUCGCACACCACCGUAUCCACUGAGAAUCCCACCACAGAGCGUUGAUCCUCUAAUGCAACACAUUGAUCAGUUUGGCAAGCUGUCCGGGAAUUUUAACAAUCUUCCAGACGAUCCAAGUCAUGCGGAGAAUCCCUAUGAGCAUUGGACCAGUUACAGUCCGCCGCAUCAUAAGGAGAGCGAGAGCUUUAACUCUGUGGAGGAACAAGAUUCGUCGUCAGAGUUUGAGGACAUUGAUGAUCGUCAGUUAAAUGCUCCUGUGAACUGGUGGGACUAUCGACGUAAUCUCACCCAUGGUUAUAUAGACAAUAGCGUCUUCAGCAUGCCAAAGGUACAUUAACCUCUUAAUUCACUAAUGCUACUCCUACUUGCCCCUACCCCAUGUACAUACAUACAUAUCAAUAACUCUGCAUUUAGAAACUAACUUAACUUAUUUACCUGUUUCCUAAAGUUAUUUUUAAAGUCUUGUGCCUAAAAACUUGUUCUAGAUUCCAUUGAAAAUACUUGAGAUUUAUUUUUCAAGUUUAUAACCGUUGCAUUCUUCGAAAUUUUGUUCCAAGUUACGGAUAAUGCGCUUUAGUUAUUCCGACACCAGUGAAAACUGCCAUACUCAAUUUAUAUUUCAUAAAGCUAGAAAUUUUAUAAUCAAAUCUAUAGAGAAUUCUUAAAAAAUUCUAUCACAAAGCUAAAGAAAACAAGUCAAUGUGAAUUUCCUAUUAAUGAAUUGAUUGUAUUAUUUUUUAAAUAAAUCGCAAUACAAUAGCAGUUCGU
Messenger RNA from Drosophila innubila, 2062 nucleotides. RefSeq names its product phospholipase A1 member A. NCBI's taxonomy places the organism in Eukaryota, Metazoa, Arthropoda, Insecta, Diptera, Drosophilidae. Gene Ontology annotation, biological process: lipid metabolic process. Gene Ontology annotation, molecular function: lipase activity. Bases 231 to 1631 code for a protein of 466 amino acids. The transcript has 5 exons. The record is from RefSeq and is a predicted model, not a curated record.